Messenger RNA from Diaporthe amygdali, 1629 nucleotides. RefSeq names its product carboxylesterase family protein. Lineage: Eukaryota; Fungi; Ascomycota; Sordariomycetes; Diaporthales; Diaporthaceae. Bases 1 to 1629 code for a protein of 542 amino acids. The record is from RefSeq and is a predicted model, not a curated record. The transcript is spliced from 2 exons.
AUGUUGACCAGCUCCCUCACUCUCGCCGCCCUUGUCGGGGCGGCUGUGGCUUCGCCUCUCAGGAGAAGCAAUCUAACCGACAGCGCCUACGUGGACUUGGGAUAUGAGAUCCACACGGGCACAACAAAUUCGUCUGGAGGCUACUACAUCUUCUCCAAUAUACCUUAUGCAGAGCAGCCUACCGAUGACCUGCGCUUCCACACGGUGGGCCUCCCCCAGGGGAACAGCUCUGCUGUCAACGAUGGCUCGACAGAUGUGAUGUGCAUGCAAUCGUACCCUAUGUGGAUUAUCGAGCUCACGGCUCAGUCGUACAACGUGUCGGUCGAGGUGAUGGAGCAGAUCCUACUUUCCCAGGCAGGACAGACAGAGGCCUGCUUGGUUCUUGACGUUUACGUGCCGGAGAAUGUCUUCAAGCAGAAUGCGACAGCGGCAGCACCCGUCCUGGUGUGGAUUCACGGUGGUGGCUUUACAUCCGGAUCCAAGCUUUCGACUGGCAAUCCGGCUGGCAUCAUCGCACGCUCGAAAAUCAAUGACGAUGAGGGCGUCAUUUUUGUGUCAAUCAACUAUCGCUUGGGUCUGUUCGGUUGGCUUGGAGCUGGCGGCAUUACACCCAACCUUGGUCUCUACGAUCAACGUACCGCUUUGGAAUGGGUUCAGAAAUACAUCGGUCGCUUCGGAGGAGACCCAGCUCGUGUUACUACGAUUGGUGAGAGCGCGGGUGCAACGAGCAUUCUUCACCACAUCACAGCCUACGGCGGAGAGGGCGAGCUGCCCUUUGCUCAGGGCAUCAUCCAGUCUCCGGCUUUCCAGUUCAACCUCAAUUCAACGAGCGCCUACGAAGCCACUCUGACAGAAGCGACAAAUGUCACUGGAAAAGCCAUCACCAACGCAUCACAGCUCGCUUCCCUGGACUCCGAGACGCUGAAAGCCAUCAACUUCGGCGCGGUCCUAGCAGCACCGCAAGGCCAGUUCACCUACGGACCGGCCCCUGACGGUACCUACGUGCCCGCUCUGCCCCAGGUCCUCCUCGCCAAGGGCAGGUUCCACUCCAACGUCAACGUGAUGGCGGCACACAACUCCCUCGAAGCCGCGCCCUUCGUUCCCUCUACGAUCGCCAGCGAAGCCGACCUGAUUGCAGCGCUCACAGCCAGCUUCCCCGAGAUCGCGAACAUAUCGGACGUCCUCAACACGCUGUACCCGGCGUCCGCCUACCCGAACGCCUUCCUCCGCGGCGUGCAGUUCAUCGGCGACGUCGACUUCAGCUGCACGACGCGGUACCUGGCCCUCGCGCUCGACAACCAGACGCACAACUACAUUUUCGCCGUCCCGCCGGGAUACCACGCCCAGGACACGGCGUACACAUUCUUCAACGGCGACACUACCACCCUCAACGACGGAGUUGCUGUCGAUGCCGGCCUGGCGAAUGCGCUGCAGGAUUAUAUCGUUGGCUUUGCGGCUACGGGCGUGCCGAGUGAUAACCCUGCCGGCACGGCGCUGGAGUUCCCCGUCUAUGGGGAGGAGGCGGCGGUGGUUGAGAUUACCUCUGACGGGCUUGUUGUUGGGACGGAUAAUAUGGCUAAUGAGAGGUGUGCUUGGUGGCAGCAGGCUAUGGUUGACGGGACUGUAUAG